CAAGUCAACAACGCCAUAUACAAUACAAUACAAUUUUUGUUUCUUUGCAAAGGUUACGCUUUAUAAAAUGCUUUAAGCACAAAGAAAUCCACUAACCUCUCGGAGGAUUUUGGGCAGAAGUCAAUAUUACCUUGACAACAAACAUUACCUUAACAACAAACAUUACCUGGUAAGACACAUAUGCACCAGUUAGACAACUUUAUUCCGAAACGUUUCGCCUACACAGUUACAUCGUCUUCACAUCUCUACUGUUCCUGCCUACUUUCUGUAUUCGACUGAAGAAGCCUACUGUGUAGGCGAAACGUUUCGGAAUAAAGUUGUCUAACUGUUGCAUAUGUCUUACCUAACAACCUGUCGGUAUUGUAUACCAUUUUGAUGUUCACAACAAACAUUACCCUGACAACAAACAUUACCUUGACAACAAACAUUAAUAUAAACAUCACCUAGUGACACUGUACCAUCACACACAUUACAUCUCCGUCAUUAGAAGGAACCUCAGAGCAUUAUUACCAUCAUUUUGAUGAAGCGCUCAACCGGAAAUGGGAGGGUGGCUCCAGUUCCUCUGAUCUAAAGACCUUCACCAGCAUUAAGAAAUAUAAAGGUGCUGCAUGAUCCCUAUGACACCUCAAGGGAUGUUCUUUGAUGAUGUUAAGGGGCUCCUUGAAUCGAGUCUGAAUGCCUUCCAUUCCUCCAGGCACUAUAUGACCCCUAGGGGUUUAGCAUUUCCCAUGAAUAUAAUAAUAAUAAUAAUAAAUUAGAAAUGUGCAACACUUGGGUAUCUUUAAUGAGGAAACAUUUCACCACACAGUGGCUUCAUCAGUCCAUACAAAGGAGAAUCGUGAAGAACAGGAGGAGUUUGAGAUAUUAAUGGGACCUCAUACAUAGCAUCUCAAAGUUUUCUAAAUUUUCCACCAUGAGCUUGGAAUGGAUCAAAAGCCAAAGAAGCUUCCUCUCUCCAGAGGUGAGAAAUCUGCUUCAGGAGAGUAUGCAUGUUGGCACUGAUCAGGCAAUCUCUUCUGACUCUCAAAUCUGGGUCACAGAGAGCUGUGGAAUUGUUUGGGAGAAACUUGAGGAACUUCUGUCAGGUAUUGAGGAAGAAUAUGCAAGUAAAAAAUGGUAUUUUGAGGCUGUUGUCAAGCUAGCUCCACUCUUCACUCACUGCUAUAAUAUAUUGAUGAAACUCACACAAGAUGACUACAGAAGACUCAUUCAACCAUAUCUGGAAUGGACUCAUCAGGGGGCUGAAGUUGAUGCCUGCAUGAAGGAAAUAUCUGAGGGAAGUUUCAACAGUGACCAUCUUGUUGCUCUGCUUACUGUUACAGCCAUUACAGAGAGAUCUUUAGGAAAUCUUGUACUAAUGAAACAGGAACAAGUGCCAUUUUUGCUUCGAGACCUUCUUGUUACAACAGAAUUGAAGGAAUUGGUUGGAAACACAAGGGUUCAGCUGCUGAGGAUAUUACUGGGUUCUGUGUUGGGCAUAAAUCUCCGCAACAUUGCAUGGCAUGGCUUCCUUAGCCCCUGUGAAGCAAAUCCAGCAUUUGUUGCUACCCUCAUCAUUAUUCUUGCUGACUGUGGCAGAUGGCUCAAAGACUGCAGUGUUACUAAUGUUCCCUGUAGACCAUUUGUAUCAUUCAAAGAGGCAUGUUGUCCAAUGAGUGUAUUUGAAAAGGUUGACAUCCCACCAAGACCAGUAAUGGAAGAGGUGAUAACUAAAUCUCCUCUUGUUCCAACUAUUAUGAUUCCAGUGUGGAUGAAGGCACUUGAUCUGUUAGCGGAGAAAAGGUGGGGCUUGAGUGUAACAGCACUUCUGCCAAUGUUGGAGUGUUCUCUGCGAUGCUUAUUUGCUCAUACUAAUGAAGUCUCAGAACGAGUUUUAACUGCGGAAAAUUCAACAUUAUAUACCACUUUGGAUGAAAUUCUUGAACCUUGUAUUAAUGAAGGAAUCUGUGAUUCUGUAGAUCUUGUAAACGAUGAUCAGAGUGCAGAACAGUCCACUCAUAAUGUAUUGGAAGAAAAUACUAGGAAUAACACUGAUAUCUAUUUCAAACAUGAAAUUCCUUCAUAUACAUCUACUGAAGCAAGAAAGUUGUCAAGUAAUAAUCAUAUAUUACUUUUUAUUGGCAAAAAGCUUAAUGAAGCACUUCAUGAUCUUUUGAAUUUUGUACAGGGUCCUCGUGUGCGAGAUAGAAUAAGCCAUGGUGAGGUCAGACUGAAAGAAUUCCCUCAGGAAAUAGCUCAACAUACACUGUGCCUCUGUAUCCUUGUGUUAUCACUUGGCAACUGGAGGUCAAAAUUGCAAGGUAUAUGUAUUUGCAAUAAAAACAAGCACUGUAGUCAAUGUAAUGCUGACUAUGUUCAUUUUUUAGAUCCAGGAAUGGGCAUUAUGUGCUGUGAUUUGAAACAAAUAUAUAUCAAAAGUGUUGCAGGUAAUCAUAAAAUUAAGGAUUGCAUUAAUGGCUUAUUUGAUUUUAUUUCUAUAACUGAAACAUCAGAAAACUUGAAUGAUCUUUUAGCAGUGUUAAGUGACGGUAUUGAAAAGUAUAAAAGCAUUUACCAUCCAACUGCCAUACUUCACAAUAAACUAGUUUCUUCAGCAUCUCAGCUAAAGGACUGGUUAACGUGGAAGAAAGUAGAUGCUGAUGAGCUAGGCUAUGAUAAUUGGGAAGGUUGGAACAAUUUAGAGCUGCCAGAGAUAGUAUCUAUUUCUUCUCUUGGCAAUACACAUGAGAUCAAAGGCCUAAAUAAUAUUAAAGAUUUCUCUUCCCAGAUUUGCAAUGUCAAUUAUGAAGUCCUGUACAGACCAAAGCCAGAACUUGAAAUUGUAUCUAUUCUUCAGAGAAUUGCUUCAAAUGUUCACUCAGCUCUUGACAACAUUUGUAAAAAUCUUUCCAUCAAAUAUUCACAAUAUAUUGACAAAAAACUACGAUCAAGGCAGAGGGAAACGUAUCGUAGACAAUUAAAUGCCAUUCCAGUGAUAAUACUUAAUAUUUAUUUCACCCUUCAAAUAAUAUAUAUGGUAUUUUUCUCAGUAAAUAAAGUUUCUGAGCUUAGUAAGCCAUGUUUUAAUAAUCUAAUUAAAAUGUUUAAAUUGAUGCUCAAGGUUCAGGAGAAUAUUGUAUCACAAACAGAUCUUAAUGCUAAUCAUUGGGAUGAAGCAGCAUCAAACUCUCUCAGAAAUAUUGAGACUCUGAGACAAUAUUUUUCUUCUUAAAAAUUAUUGUUCUGUAAAAUAAUGUAAUUUAAACCAUUUUAUGUAAGUCAAGUAAUGAAAUUAUUAAUAUGGAAUAUUCUGUUCACUUCAAAUUCAGUGUGUGUGUAUAAGGUGAGGAUAAAUAUAAGGAAGUU
Messenger RNA from Cherax quadricarinatus, 3345 nucleotides. RefSeq names its product endoplasmic reticulum membrane-associated RNA degradation protein-like. The record is from RefSeq and is a predicted model, not a curated record. NCBI's taxonomy places the organism in Eukaryota, Metazoa, Arthropoda, Malacostraca, Decapoda, Parastacidae.